UUUAUUUUGUUUGAAAAUGAUGACACGUGAUAUCCAUGUGCGUCGGCGUCUGAGUCUCUGGCACAGGCAAUGAAAUCUUGCAAACUCAGCUUCCCACGAGACGAAACAUCUUCGUCACGCUGGCCUUCAUCAAGACUAAAAUACUUUCAUUUCUAUACGUAUAACUUUUUAUUCACAAAGAUUAGUCGACUGACGCACGAAACGCUCACUGACGACUAUUUUUUCAAAGCGGUUGGGGCUUCAUUUAUGGCUGAGUUAGAUCGAGAUAUAUGUUGAUGUUUGGAAUGGUUCGAUCGGACGAAUUGUAUUUGGAAUUUUUUUCAGAUCUUUGAUUUUCGGAGAUUGUGAUUUGAACUCAGCGAAAUGGAGGACGAGAAGAAGAAGAAGAGAAACAAGAAGAAGAAGAACAAACAGACGAAACAGGCGGAGGACAUUAACGGUGGUGGCGCUAAUGAGAAUCAUGUGAGCAAUGGGGAUAAUAAUCGUAGUGAAAUUUCGGAGACCGCCGGGCUUGAAAAUGGUGGUGUAGAUCUAAGUAGACACCAACACCAUUCCAAUGGUACAGAAGGCGCCAUUACAGCGGAAGCUGAGAAACAACACCUGCUGCAAAGAGAGGUCAUGUUAGAAGAGAUAGUGAAACAAUUGCAAAAUGAGAGAGACUGGUAUGUACAGAAAGAGGUUACCUUACAAGAGACAGUCAAACAAUUACGCAAUGAGAUUGAUUCAUAUGUGGAAAAAGUGACAACCUUUGAGGAAAAGAUAAAACAGUUACAAAGUGAGAAUGACCUACACAUUCAUAAAGAGGAUGCUUUAGAACAGACAAUCAAACAAUUACAAAAUGAAAAAAUUGUGCACAUGCAAAAAGAGGGUGGCCUGGAGAUGAGUAUUGUAAACUUACGAAGUGAAAAAAGUAUUUGGCUUCAAAAAGAGGCCGACUUUGAGGAGAAAAUCAGACAGUUACUGGAUAAAAAUGCUGCCUUCAAUUUGAAGGGGGCAAGCUUGGAGGAAAAAAUAAAACUUCUGCAGACAGACAAAGAUUCUUGGAUCCAAAUGGAGAACAUAUCAAAAGAUACAAUUACUAGCCUGAACGAUGAAAUCACACAGCUAAAGAUGCAGAACAAAGUCUGGCAGGUGAUGGCAUUGGAAGAAUCUAGGAAUUCUCUCGUGAAAGAAAACCAACAACUGAGUGAAAAUGUAUGUAGUCUGCAGUUACAACUUCAAAACCUUGAGAAUACUGUUUCCUUUGCUUGCUCAUCCAAUGAAAUUCAGAAGACUUCUGAAGAAGAGGACUUCAACACUCAGAUUGAAGCAGCAUGUCGACUGGUUGAUAAAUUGAUUUCAGAAAAUGUAGAGCUUGUUGAGAAGGUGAAUGAGCUGUCUGUUAAACUUGAUCGACAAACUGGACAAGCUGGGCUGUCUUCUGCCAUUGGAAGUGAUCCAUCGGCUAAAACCAUCAUUAAUGCUAAACCCAUCCCUGAAUUUAGUGUAAAUAUGCCGAUGUUGAGCCGUAAGCUGGAGUCUCCGGAAAUAGUAGAAGUUAAAAAUGAGAUAAACACAGUUAAUAAAGUGCAUACGGAGCCUCUUGUUUUUGUUCCAAACCCUUCAGAAGCUGAUGACUCUGUAGAAAUUGUCCAAAUUCCAUUGGAUGAUAAUGAAUUCCGGAACCUGGAGUCACAGGAUAGUGAGAUGGAUGAAAAUGCUGGUGUGCCGCUGUCGGACGCUCCCCUUGUCGGAGCUCCUUUCCGAUUAAUUUCGUUCGUUGCUAAAUAUGUUAGUGGUGCUGACUUGGUAAACUCUUCAAACACAGCGUCAUGACAAUCUGUAUACGGAAGGGUAUACUUUGAUUAGAAAUUGAACUGGGCCUAGAUUGGUCCAUUUACAUUGUUUUAUACAGGAAGAAUGUGAGCUAUUGCUGCACCGAUCUGCUUGAGUUGAGAUCAAAUUGAGUAUUGAGCUCGGUUUAUAAAAUAAAUUGAGUUUGAAUAAA
Messenger RNA from Mangifera indica (mango), 1987 nucleotides. RefSeq names its product putative leucine-rich repeat-containing protein DDB_G0290503. NCBI's taxonomy places the organism in Eukaryota, Viridiplantae, Streptophyta, Magnoliopsida, Sapindales, Anacardiaceae. The transcript has 14 exons. The coding region runs from base 364 to 1815 and encodes 483 amino acids. The record is from RefSeq and is a predicted model, not a curated record.